Molecule: messenger RNA, 981 nt
Organism: Anthostomella pinea
Lineage: Eukaryota; Fungi; Ascomycota; Sordariomycetes; Xylariales; Xylariaceae
Source: the annotation of a GenBank genome assembly
AUGGCUUUUAAUGUUUUCCAGAACUCUCAGCAAGGAGCAGCGUUUGUUAUUUGUGUUGUAACUAUUCCGCUGUGUACUAUCGCAAUCAUCCUUCGUUUCAUUUCCACACGCCGUGCCCGCCAAAAGAUCGGGUAUGAGGACAUCUUCGCGUUGCUCGCCCUUCUCUUCCACCUCUUGUACACGACGAUAUUCUUAUAUCUCCUCUCAAGACUGAACGGCCAAGUCUACAUCGAAAUAGGCGCUGUCUCUCCGUCGAAGCUAAUCCACAUCCUCAAGGUAGGGUGGUUCACGUCUGCCCAGUACACCGGAAACCAGCUCUUUACUAAGCUGAGCCUACUGGUUUUCUACCACCGCCUUUUCUCGAUAAACCGCACGUUCGAUCGCUGGCUUCAAUUCCUCGGCAUCCUACAGAUCGCUUGGUUUGUGCCGGUCUACCUGGUCAAGUACUUCUUUUGCCUCCCAGUCGAGAGCAUAUGGAACCUGAGCGUACCUGGUAAAUGCAUCAAUAUCGGCGCGUUCCUUGCAGCAACCGAAAGCAUCAACAGCCUGAUUGACUUCGCUAUGAUCAUCCUUGCUGUUUGGAUCGUCAACUCUCUGCAGAUGAGCAACCACGCAAAGUGGAAGCUAGGCAUGCUGUUUGCCUUGGGAGGCCUGUCAGGAAUCAUCGGUUUGAUUAAGAUCAAGGAAGCCUACUCGGCAGCUUACAAUAACUUUCUCUCCCCGAUCUGGGAUAUUGUCCAAAUGUCCACCAGUAUCAUCUGCUGUUGUGCGCCUAUCUAUAAGCCCCUGAUAUCCGACUUGAAGAUCCUGAAGACGUUGAAGGCGACGUUCAGUUCUUCCGACUCCCAAUCGAAGUCAAGGAACUUCUCUACAAGUGGAAGGAGUUGGGCUACAGAUAGCAACCGAUAUGAGACCGGGGAUGAGGCUUGGUUGCGUCUUGAGGAGCGUGGUCACGGCAGAGGAGCCGAUAGAUUCGAGUGA